Molecule: messenger RNA, 1197 nt
Organism: Eupeodes corollae
Lineage: Eukaryota; Metazoa; Arthropoda; Insecta; Diptera; Syrphidae
Gene: OSCP1
Product: protein OSCP1
Exons: 2
Coding region: 110-1087 (325 amino acids)
Biological process (GO): transport
Cellular component (GO): cytoplasm; plasma membrane
Source: RefSeq, a predicted model, not a curated record
CUGUCUUAGUCGGUAUAGAACCGUUUUGUGAAGCACUGUUUCGACACAUUUUUCUUGCAUUAUUACGUGUUAGUCCGUAAGUCCGUAAGAUUCCAGAAAGCAAACAACUAUGACUCCUGAGGCGAAUGUUUUUAUCGUUGUAAAUCUUGGAUGUGAAAUGCUUUAUGUCAUUGACCAAAGACUUAAAGCUCAAAAAAUCUCUGCAGAGAAGUCCACAGAAGUGGUGCGUGAUAUAACAAGUGUCUUUUUGGAUCCCAAAUUAAUAGAACGACUUAUCAUUGGAAGUCAACAGCAAAAGAGUUUAAUUACCGCGGAGCAUUGCAAAUUCAUGCUGGCCGACAUUGCAUGUUGUUCCCUGAUGAGACUAGACGAUGCAUCCAUGGGGAAACUUUGGAAUCUGAUGACAAUGAUUUUUAAAUGGCAAAUGUUUGUCACCAAACAUCCACAACACUUAUUGGACAUAACGUUUCGUCAUUUAGAUGGUAUGGGAAAGAUGCAUCCUGAAGUGAAAAAGUCUAUUUUGGUGGAUUAUACAAAGAAUACACUCUUGGACUUUUGGAAUUCGAGUGGUGAAACAAUUCAACUUGGAAUUUAUAAAACCAUCAAAAGUUGGUUAGAGUGUUUCAAUAUUAAGAUUUCACUCUUACUGCGACUAGGAUUUCAAGCAAUGGAUGCGAGCUUCUACAGAGAUCCGAAAGAAAGUUAUUUUGAAGAAUUUACCAAUCAAGCUGGGGACAAUAUUUAUACGAAAAGUAUGGAAAUCGCUGCAGCUAUGAGAGGGAAAACAGAAGAGACUCAAAGAAAUCGCAUAGAAAACCUACAAGUCCAACUGAAUGUUUCGAGUUCUGUCACGGACCAGGCCAAGAAAAACAUAUUCCUCGAUGAUUUUCAGAUAGAAAAAGAAUCACCCUCAUCAAAAGGGACUUCUAGUUCUACACCUGCAGAAUUUGUACAGUUAAAACCACUUUAUAACCCUCUAAAUAGUUCGUGGGAAGAUUUUGUUGGGCGUAGAAGUUCUCAAAGCGUGUCCUCGUCAACAGAUGGUUGUGAAAAGAAUAUUCACACAUUAUUGCCAAAGAGCAAAUAAAUAUUUAAUUUGUAAAAAGACAGCUGCAUCAAGUUUAGAUUUUUCAUGAAUUCAUGAUUCAAUUGUGCGGUGAAUGGAGAAUAAAAGAAAACUAGCUUGUUAAUAGUGUA